UGGGCCUUACCCAGGUGGACUUGAAAAACAUGGUGGCCUUAGGUUGCUUUCUCUUUUUCCUUGUAUCAUUCUGUUCCAUUUCUCCAUCAUCUUCUGCAUUAUCUGAUGUUGAGGCCGCUUCUAUUGCCCGUCGCCAGCUUUUAGGUGACAAUAAUGGCGAGCUUCCGGAUACAUACGAGUAUGAGAUGACCAUUAACAUGACAUUCGCGAAUGCCAGGUUGAAGAAAGCAUAUGUUGCUCUUCAGGCAUGGAAGAAAGCUAUUUACUCUGAUCCAACAAACUUCACGGCUAAUUGGGAGGGUACAAAUGUUUGUGCCUAUAAUGGAGUCUUUUGUGACCGCGCUCUUGAUGAUCCCAACAUCUCUGUUGUUGCGGGAAUUGAUCUUAACCAUGCAGACAUAGCGGGACACCUUCCUGUGGAACUUGGUCUCUUGGCUGAUAUUAGUCUCAUCCAUAUUAACUCUAAUCGGUUUUGUGGAAUCGUUCCCAAGAGCGUUAAAAAUCUUACGCUUUUGGAUGAGAUUGAUUUCAGCAACAAUCGUUUCGUGGGGCCAUUCCCGGAUGUUGUGCUCGAGUUGCCUAAACUCAAAUACCUUGAUCUGAGGUUCAACAACUUUGAAGGUCAAGUGCCUAGCACGCUAUUUGAGAAGAAUCUUGAUGCCAUAUUUAUCAACAAUAACCGAUUCCAUUCCACCAUCCCCGAAAGCUUGGGCAAUUCCAAUGCUUCCGUGGUGGUAUUGGCGAAUAACAAAUUCUAUGGUUGCAUCCCACACAGUAUUGGUAAAAUGGGCACACUAGAUGAGCUUGUACUGACUAACAAUGAACUCUCUGGUUGUUUGCCUGAAGAGAUUACUAAGCUUACGAGCCUAACAGUGUUCGAUAUCAGCGGAAAUAAGUUCGUUGGAUCCUUACCUAAGGAUUUGAAAUCCAUGCAGAAAGUUGAAGUCUUUGACAUUGCAUCCAACAAAUUCAUGGGAAAUGUUCCGAAGAACCUUUGUACCUUGCCCAGUUUGGCGAAAUUCACAUUCUCUAAGAACUACUUCGAGAGCACGGAUCAAACAUGUAUGCCAUCCAAUGAUCUUGAGAUAGAUGAUAAUGAGAAUUGUUUGGCGGGAAAAUUAGAUCAAAAGACGGAGAAAGAGUGUUUCCCGGUUGUGAGCAACCCUAUUGAUUGCAGUAAAGGUCAUUGCGGAUUUGGACCGGAAGGGCAGAGUCCAAAAGGUCCACACAAAGAAACCCCUUCAACACCUAAACAAUCUCCACCAAAACACGUGAAAACUCCUCCAAAACCAUCAGCACCAAAAACAAAGCCUCCUCCAAAGCUAGUGGCCUCACCUCCCCCGCCUGUCGCAUCUCCACCACCACCGGUCGCCUCACCUCCUCCACCACCAAAAGCCUUACCUCCACCUCCAGUCCACUCUCCACCACCUCCGGUAGCAUCUCCUCCACCACCAGUGGCCUCAUCUCCACCUCCAGUCUACUCACCACCACCACUGGUAGCCUCACCUCCACCUCCGAUCCACUCACCUCCACCACAGGUAGCCUCACCUCCACCUCCAGUCCACUCACCACCACCUCCAGUAGCCUCACCACCACCACCGAUAGCCUCACCUCCACCUCCGAUCCACUCACCUCCACCUCCAGUCCACUCACCUCCACCUCCAGUCCACUCACCACCACCUCCAGUAGCCUCACCACCACCACCGGUAGCCUCACCUCCACCUCCGAUCCACUCACCUCCACCUCCAGUCCACUCACCACCACCUCCAGUAGCCUCACCACUACCACCAGUUGUCUCACCUCCACCUCCACCUCCACCUCCACCUCCAAUCCACUCACCACCACCUCUGGUAGCGUCACCUCCACCUCCAGUCCACUCACCACCACCUCCAGUAGCGUUAUCACCACCACCACUGAUUGCCUCACCUCCACCUCCAGUAGCAUCACCACCGCCUCCGGUUCACUCACCACCACCAUCUGUGGCCUCACCUCCACCUGCUAAAUCACCACCACCACCAGCUCCAAUAAUUUCUCCACCUCCACCCACUUUUGAGGAUGUUGCUCUUCCUCCAAAUUUGGGCUCGCUAUACGCCUCACCACCACCACCAAUUUUCCAAGGGUACUAAGAGGGUGAUCGUUCUUAUUUUCAAUGGCACAAAAAACUAGUUAAAAGAAUGUGUACUAAUCAAUCUGUAAACACACAUGAUAAUUGAAGAAUUCUUUUACAUAGUCAAUGUACACUGAAAAUUGAAAAGUUCUUAUUAGAUGUGCUGAUUGAAUAAAACACCAUGCAAUUUCAACAUAGUUUUGUGUACU
Messenger RNA from Lycium barbarum (goji berry), 2316 nucleotides. RefSeq names its product pollen-specific leucine-rich repeat extensin-like protein 1. The transcript has a single exon. The record is from RefSeq and is a predicted model, not a curated record. NCBI's taxonomy places the organism in Eukaryota, Viridiplantae, Streptophyta, Magnoliopsida, Solanales, Solanaceae. Bases 30 to 2126 code for a protein of 698 amino acids. Gene Ontology annotation, molecular function: protein binding.